GUCUCGAGUAAGGAGAGCUCAUGCCAACAACCAUCUUUGGAGCCGGAUGGUACCUACUUGGGUGUUGAGGGACCUCAAACUUUUUAUAAGAACAGUAAAGCAUCGAAGGCUGGAAGCCCAGCUUGUGUUGCGUUGUCUCAGCCUUGCCGGAAUAAUCACGAUUACAGGACUGAAGUCCAUUACAACCAUCAGGAGUGUCUGAAGGAAUAUCCAGUAGACAAUGGCUUGCAUAGAAAGUGUAACAAUACGAUUUCUUCAGCCAAGAGGAGCCCUCACUGUGUAAAACCAGCUCAGGAGAUUGACCAGAAAGCAAAUGAAUUUGAGAGCACAUGCCCUCAGCAAGUGAGUCACAGUUGUGCCUGCAGGCAUGUAGGGAGCUCAGGGAGCGUGCAAGAGAGCCACCAUGUCAGCCAGGUACUUAGAAGACACUCUGGGCCAGCUCACAAAACCUGUGAUUAUUCUAGGCAUUCUCAAGUGUCUGGGCUGAAUGAUGGCGUGGACUCAGGGCCUAAAAAAACAGAGCAGGCUAAAAGGUUGUAUGAAGAAAGAAGGCAGAAGCUGCUUCUGCAGAAAAUGGAGCUGGAAAUUGAAAAAGAACGACUCCAACAUCUGCUGGCUAAGCAAGAAGCAAAACUGCUCCUAAAACAACAGCAACUACACCAAUCCUGUAUGGAUUAUAACAGGUUUAGAGGCCAUGUACCUGGUUCAGAAGAUGUGCCCAUUGAUGAAGCACCUGGAGAACUUGCUCUGAUGAUGAACAGCAACAGCAUGGGGCUAAGCGUACCAGUGUUGAAACGUGAAGAUUAUUUUCUGAGGACACCUCCAGUGAACAAAACCUCCAGAAUACCAGGCAGCAGUACUGGGAGCAGUUCAGGGAAGAAAAUGACUCGUUUUGGUGCAAAUGUGGAAGAUGGGAGAACCCUUCUGAUGCAAACUAAGCGAGAAGGCACCAAGUCAAGAAAAGGGACAACUUUGGGACCUAGGAAAGAUGCAGCCACAUCUCCUGCACUGAUAGGCAGCAGCAGCAAAGAGCUUGCAACCACAGCCAUAUCUCCAAUCCCUCAUGACACUUCACGGUAA
Messenger RNA from Pterocles gutturalis (yellow-throated sandgrouse), 1080 nucleotides. RefSeq names its product KIAA1328 ortholog. The record is from RefSeq and is a predicted model, not a curated record. The annotation marks the transcript as partial. Lineage: Eukaryota; Metazoa; Chordata; Aves; Pterocliformes; Pteroclidae. The transcript is spliced from 4 exons.